AUGCAGCUGUUGCUUUAUGGGAUGAUCAAGCAGAGGCCUUUUCAGAUAGGGUGGUACAUGGAUAUGGCAACCAAGUAUCCUGUCAACUUCCUCUUUGUUGCCACAACAUCUCGGUUGUUUCAAGAUGUUUCUGAGGAGAGACUUGGGCCGCAGCUCAUUCAGAAGUUGAAAAAGGAAGGUGUUAAUCCCAAGCAGUGGAGACUUAGAAAUUUUCAGUGCAUGUUAUGCCCACAGGUGAGGAUGCACGCAAUCCGGACGGCGCACGAGAACAUUGACAUGACCAUCAAGGCUGCUGACAGCAUCCUCUCCCAAUUCGACCUUGCUCGUCGUAUCCAAGGUGGAGGAGCCCUGAUUCGCGUGUGCUCUUGUUUUGGCUUGAGGUCAGUGCGCCUGAUCGUGUACACGGACGAGGAUGCCAACUGCGCCUUAGACGGCAUGCCGGAGCUCCUCCCAGAUCAGGACCCUGCCGAGAUCCGCACCAGGUGA
Miscanthus lutarioriparius is the source of this 486-nucleotide messenger RNA. NCBI's taxonomy places the organism in Eukaryota, Viridiplantae, Streptophyta, Magnoliopsida, Poales, Poaceae. The record is from the annotation of a GenBank genome assembly.